Messenger RNA from Laccaria bicolor S238N-H82, 297 nucleotides. RefSeq lists its product as uncharacterized. Bases 1 to 297 code for a protein of 98 amino acids. The transcript is spliced from 2 exons. The record is from RefSeq and is a predicted model, not a curated record. Lineage: Eukaryota; Fungi; Basidiomycota; Agaricomycetes; Agaricales; Hydnangiaceae.
AUGCUCACGCAAGCAUCCCUUCUACGGUUUUCCAUCUCUUUCUCCGCAGCAUGCGCCCAUCGAUGGGUACACAUCUCCACUUUAUCGCCCACCGCAGCGAUCCGACUGAAUAAGCCGCCUUUGUGCUCGUUUUUUGGUCUUCUUAUAGCCCGUCCUUUCUUUGUCUCUGCCCUGCCCGGCCGAGGCCGAGAUCAGGAAAUUCAAAGACGCCCUCUUAUACGCAGUCCGCGUGUAUACAUCAAUCGCAAGUUGCAACAGUUGUAUGCACCGGGAGACCUCGGAAGGCGGGCGUAUUAG